UCAUGAAAAUCUUUGUUUUUAUAGUUUUGGCAGUUUCUCUUUGCCUUCAUGUUGAAACGUUCAGAGAAAUAAACAAGAAGGACAUGAAAACUUAUAGAGAUCGAGUUGUGAAGAUGUUUCACCAUGCCUAUGAUGGUUAUAUGAAGCACGCCUAUCCAUAUGAUGAACUCCGUCCAAUAUCCUGUGAUGGCCAUGACACCUGGGGAAGUUAUUCCCUUACCCUGAUAGAUGCACUGGACACUUUGGCUGUGAUGGGCAACUACAGUGAAUUUAGGAAAGUUGCUGAUCUAGUCAUUGAAAACAUUGAAUUUGAUGAUGACAUCAAUGUGUCAGUCUUUGAGACAAAUAUAAGAGUUGUCGGUGGCUUGAUAUCAGCUCACCUUUUGUCCAAGAAAGCGGGAAUGUUGCUGGAGCCCGGUUGGCCUUGUUCUGGACCGCUGCUUAGAAUGGCUGAAAGUGCUGCUAGAAGGUUACUUCCAGCUUUCAACACAACAACCGGCAUGCCAUAUGGGACAGUCAACUUUCGUAAUGGCGUCCCAAAGGGUGAAACAACAGUUACUUGCACAGCAGGUGUUGGAACUUUCAUUGUGGAGUUUGGUGCACUGUCAAAGCUGACUGGAGAUCCUGUUUUUGAGUUUGUGGCUAUGAGGGCUCUGAAGGCAUUGUGGGAUCACAAAACUGACAUUGGAUUGGUGGGUAACCACAUUGAUGUCAAUUCUGGAAAAUGGACAGCAGCAGAUAUGGCGAUUGGUGCUGGAGUUGACUCAUAUCUUGAGUACUUAGUAAAAGGCUCAAUUCUAUUUCAAUACCCAGAACUUAUACUUAGUUACCAAGAAUUCCUGGCAAAGAUUGAGAAGUACAUGAAGCAGGAUGAUUGGUACCUGUGGGUCAGUUCAAAGAAGGGUUCUGUCACCUACCCAGUCUUUACUUCACUUGAUGCCUAUUGGCCUGGAAUACUUAGUCUGGUUGGCAAUAUCGACAAAGCCAUGAAGACAAUCCACAAUUACCAUCAAGUUUGGAAACAGUUCGGUUUUACACCAGAAUUUUACAACAUCGGAAAAGCUGAGGCUGUCAAUAAGAGAGAGGGAUAUCCAUUGAGACCAGAGUUGAUAGAAAGUGCCAUGUAUUUGUACCAAGCAACAAAAGACCCUUACCUCUUAGAAAUAGGUGUUGAUAUCCUGGAGUCAAUUGAACACAGUACCAAAACAAACUGUGGUUAUGCUACGGUGAAAGAUGUACGAAGUCACAUGCUUGAAAACAGAAUGGAAUCAUUCUUUCUGGCCGAGACCACAAAAUAUCUCUACCUGCUUUUUGACACAGAGAACUUUAUUCACAAUACCGGAGGAAAGGGUGAGGUGAUCGAGACACCCAAUGGAGAGUGCAUCAUUAAUGCUGGGGGCUACGUUUUCAAUACGGAAGCUCAUCCAAUUGAUGCUGCCGCCCUCUAUUGUUGUAGUGCGGAAAAGACGGAGAGUGAUAACAUUCUACAGGAAUUUCAUGAAAAUCUUGAUCUUAUGUCAGUGCUUGGAUUAAGGUCUGAUAAGAAAGGGAAUACAUUUGAGGCGAAAAAGACUACAAAGGAUUUCAGUAGCAGGGAAAGUGAUGAGAAACAAACUGAAAAGACAUCAGAAAAACACCCAGAGACAAAAAAGUCUGUCGAUUCCAAAAAUUCUUCUGACGAUUCUAAAAAUGCUAAUGCAACGAAUGAGGAGUCCUUGAAUAAUUUUAAAAAUGGUCCUGAAAUUGAAGUAAAUGUUUCAACUGGGACAAACGAGGAGAUUUCUUCUGGGGAGGAUGAGGGGUCAGGCGAUGGGGGUGAUGGUAGUGAUACAGAAUUGGACGAUAAGCAAAAACUCAUAAUACAAUUGCAAAAGGCUGCGAAACAGGCAGCGGAUGCAAAAGUUCUACAAGUUGUGGUUCCGUCCAGUGGGGCUUCAUCAACAGAUACCAAAGGAUCAGAAAAUGGUACAAAUGAGCAAGAUGGGGCAGGUAGUGCAAAAGGGCCAGAACGUCCAGUUGUACAGGAUAAGGAAGUGCCCUAUGAUGGUAGCAUUUUAACAUGUCCUGCUCAGCCAUUCCAUAGUCGAUUGUCUUUGCUUGGGGAACUGUGGGAGGACAGCUGAGGAAAAGGAGGGGUAGGGGGUGAGGAAUAUAUGUUUGCAGAGGGGACAAUCACGCAGGGAUAAACUACUUCAGUUUUGCAGUGUUGUCUGUACACCAUGUAUACGGAGGUGCCAAAAUGUUAGCCGUCCUCUGCUUAGUUUGCACACAUGUAGCUGCAAGUCUUUGGUUGAGGUUCUUCAUGUUCUAUUGUAGCUUAAUUGGAGACAUUCCUUUGGACGGGGAACACACAUUUUAUUGAAAGAAUAGACAGUCAAACUGUACAAAUGCAUAAAAAUUUGCCUCAAAUUUCUAUAUGGUACAUGUACAGUAGAAC
This is a messenger RNA of Lineus longissimus, 2437 nucleotides long. Its product is annotated as ER degradation-enhancing alpha-mannosidase-like protein 2. The transcript is spliced from 10 exons. Gene Ontology annotation, molecular function: calcium ion binding; mannosyl-oligosaccharide 1,2-alpha-mannosidase activity. Bases 3 to 2123 code for a protein of 706 amino acids. Gene Ontology annotation, biological process: mannose trimming involved in glycoprotein ERAD pathway; carbohydrate metabolic process; endoplasmic reticulum mannose trimming. Gene Ontology annotation, cellular component: endoplasmic reticulum; membrane. The record is from RefSeq and is a predicted model, not a curated record. Lineage: Eukaryota; Metazoa; Nemertea; Pilidiophora; Heteronemertea; Lineidae.